AUGCAUCGUCGAGCGACAGAUGACGUGGUGGUGAUGCACCCGGACACGUCGAGAGGAAUAGAGGUCUUACACAACCCGGUGUACAACAAGGGAACGAGCUUCACGGCGAGCGAGCGGGAGAGACUCGGCGUACGUGGACUCGUUCCACCGCGGUUUUUCCCGAUCGGGCAGCAAGCAACGAAAAUAUGGGCGCAGAAUCAAAGUUUGGAGAGGCCGCUCGAUAAGUGGCAGCAUCUGCAGGAUUUAAAGGAUCGUAACGAGACGCUGUUUUAUCGCCUGGUGCACGAUCACAUCGAGGAGUUGGCGCCCAUCAUUUAUACGCCGACGGUCGGGGACGCGUGCUUGAAUUUCUCGAAGUUGUUGAGACGGGCGCGCGGGAUGUACUUUUCGGUGGACGAUAGGGGAGACAUCAACUCGAUGAUGUUUAAUUGGAAGCGCUCGGUGAGCGUCAUCGUCGUCACGGAUGGAAGUCGGAUUUUGGGCCUGGGGGAUCUCGGGACGAACGGGAUGGGGAUCUCGCAGGGUAAGGUGGACCUAUACGUCGCGGGCGGCGGUUUUGAUCCUCAGCAUGUCUUACCCGUCGUUCUAGACGUCGGUACGAACAACGAAGACCUGUUGAACGAUCCAUAUUACUUGGGUGUGCCGCGAAAGCGCCUCGAAGGAGAGGAAUACUAUGCGUUCAUCGAGGAAUUCAUUCGCGGCGUUCGUAAUCGUUGGCCCAACGCGCUGAUUCAGUUCGAAGAUUUUCAGACUAAGCACGCGAACAAAAUUUUGCAGCGAUACCGCAACGACGUGCUCUGCUUCAACGACGACAUUCAGGGCACCGCCGCUGUCGUCUUGGCGGGUCUGUACGGGGCGAUGAAGUGCUUGGGCGGACACAGGAAGGAUAUCGUGAAGCAAACGUUCGUGAUGUGUGGCGCUGGGAGCGCUGGGAGCGGAAUUGCGUCGUUCAUUCACCAGGCGCUUGUGGCCAAUGGGCUGUCUGAGGAUGAGGCGUACCAGCGAUUCUACAUCAUCGAUAAGGAUGGCUUGAUCACGCACGAUCGGAACCUCGAUGCGCCCGGCAUGGAGCCGAUUAGGCCUUUCGCUCGCGCCCGAAGCGAUUUACCCGAUGGGACCAGACUUUUGGAUGUCAUCGAAAAGGCGAGACCGACGACACUCAUGGGGGUCUCCACGGUGAGCGGGUUGUUCACGAGAGAGGUGCUGCAGAAGAUGGGCGAGAUAAAUGAGAGGCCGAUCAUCAUGCCCCUAUCCAAUCCCACGUCGCGAGCGGAGUGCACAGCGCAACAAGCGGCGGAAGCGACCGGAGGGAGGGCGAUCUUUUCAGCUGGAUCGCCCUUUGAAGAUGUCGAGAUGCCGAAUGGACACGUGAUGAAGGCGAAUCAAGGGAACAACUUUUACGUCUUCCCCGGCGUCGGUCUCGGCGCGCUCCUCUCCAAAUCAUCGGUAAUUUCGGACGGCAUGCUUCAAGCUGCUGCGAUGGCCGUCCCGGCCAUGCUUACGAGGGAGCAGCACGAGUCGGGAACGAUAUUUCCGCGCAUAAACCGAAUCAGAGAUAUCUCUGCGUACGUCGCCAUCAAGGUCAUCGAAGCCGCCGCUCGCGAGGGUCGCGUCCCGGAAGACAUCAGAAAGAUUGUCUCCAAGGGCGAGGAGGCGCUUCGCGAAUAUGUUUAUAGCACAAUGUGGAUUCCGAAUUAUCGACCGACCGUGUUCAGUUGCUCGAGCCGCAAGUAG
Molecule: messenger RNA, 1734 nt
Organism: Ostreococcus tauri
Lineage: Eukaryota; Viridiplantae; Chlorophyta; Mamiellophyceae; Mamiellales; Bathycoccaceae
Product: Malic enzyme, NAD-binding
Exons: 1
Coding region: 1-1734 (577 amino acids)
Biological process (GO): malate metabolic process; pyruvate metabolic process
Cellular component (GO): mitochondrion
Molecular function (GO): malate dehydrogenase (decarboxylating) (NAD+) activity; NAD binding
Source: RefSeq, a predicted model, not a curated record